AUGGCUUAUCACCCAGCUCUUCUCUUCUCUUCGCUAUUCGCAUUCAUAUCACUUGUGGGCCUCCUGCCCCUCGUCUCGGCAUGGGAUGGGCCUCCAUUGCAACCCACCAUCCCCGGCAUUGCGUUUGGGCUCACUCCUGACAUCGGCACGAUCGCGAUACACUUCCCGAAUGGCACGGUUGUCCAGAUAGACCGCACUGAAUGGAAACAGUCGCAGUCAUACAGAACCUUCAUGAGGAAACCCGACGGCCUUGCGGCGGAUGUUGAGCGAUGCAACUGGCUGCCGUCAAACUCUACCGACUAUGACAGAAAUGCCGACUUUGAAGUUGUGAAAGCUCUCUUGACCGAAUUCAAGGCUGUGGUCGAGGCAGUGCUCGGCACACAGAUAUGCUUCGCCGAACUCGUCAUCCCCGACCUGCGCCAAAGUUACCAGCGCCGUGUUAUCGAGGAGGCGCUUGUUGCGGUUGGUCUGAGGCAGAUGCUCAGCACUUCAGACGCCCCCAAGGCGGCGCUUUAUGCCAACGACAUCGAACAUCCGGUCGUCGAUGAUGAGCAAGUCGUCCUGGUUGUGGGCUACAGCAAAUCCCACCUGAACCUCGCCCUCUUCUUAGACGACGAGGGCCUCGUAGAAUCCAUCCGCCAAGACUACCAGCAAGGUCUCGGCGCAGACGACGAGCCGCGCCAGGAGCACUGGCCCGACGUAGUGGUAGCCCUUAAUCAGAUCUCGUCGCCGCCGUUGGGAAACUCGGAAACGGGCAGCUCUCUGCCGCGGAACAUCGAAAAACUCGUACUGUACGGGGACGCACUGGAGGCGAAGUUUCUCGACGUCUUGAGGUUGGCCGUGGGUGCGGAGCUCGUGGACAGGGCGCACGUCUACAGCUCGGCGGGUGCAAGUACCGUGGGCAUGGCGCAGAUGGCAUUCAGGCUUCAGGAUGGGAACGAGUUUAGGGAGGCGGCGGCAAUUGGAUGCACAGGGCAAUCUAGACUAUAA
Ilyonectria robusta is the source of this 990-nucleotide messenger RNA. RefSeq lists its product as uncharacterized. Lineage: Eukaryota; Fungi; Ascomycota; Sordariomycetes; Hypocreales; Nectriaceae. Bases 1 to 990 code for a protein of 329 amino acids. The record is from RefSeq and is a predicted model, not a curated record. The transcript is spliced from 2 exons.